AUGCCUGCCCCGACGGCCCUCACUACCUCCCGCCGCCGCCUCUCGACGCCUCCCGUGCCCCCCAACUCACCCACGGAGAGCACACGUACCUACCGCGAGUGGCAAUCAGCCCUCGUCGCCCUCCGCGCAGCGCGCCUCGCGGCUGCCCACGCGGCCCGGGACGAGGCCACCUCCCUGGCCGACGUUGAGGCCCUGCGAGCGCAACUCACCCAGAAGACAGCUGAGAAGACGACCGCUAUCGCCGCGAAGAACCGCGCCAUCGAAGAGAUGCGCGAAGCCAUCGUCACUGAGGCGCUUGCGGUCCCCGGAGAGAUCCUCCUGCCGGUCCUGGCCGCGCAGCGCGCCGAGGCCAUCUGGCGUGUCGAGACGGCGAUUGUCAACGCGUCGGUCGUGGCCGCGGCCGAGGGGGAAGCGCACCGCGCCUACACCUCGAUGCGCGACGUGCGCGACAGCAUGCUGCCGACCUGGUCGGGUGCGCGUGCGUUCGUCGCCGUCGCGGAGCAGAUCGCGCGUGACUGCGAGGCGCGGUACAACGCUGCUCUGGCGGCGGAUGAGCCGUGGGGCGACUCGGUUACGUAUGUCGAGGAGGAAGUUGACGGCGGUUCCUCUGCCUCCUCGCCCGAGGACGAGGCGUUUGUCCUUGUUUAA
Vanrija pseudolonga is the source of this 648-nucleotide messenger RNA. RefSeq lists its product as uncharacterized. NCBI's taxonomy places the organism in Eukaryota, Fungi, Basidiomycota, Tremellomycetes, Trichosporonales, Trichosporonaceae. Bases 1 to 648 code for a protein of 215 amino acids. The record is from RefSeq and is a predicted model, not a curated record. The transcript has 2 exons.